This is a messenger RNA of Tupaia belangeri chinensis (Chinese tree shrew), 3578 nucleotides long. RefSeq names its product exocyst complex component 3-like protein 2. The record is from RefSeq and is a predicted model, not a curated record. NCBI's taxonomy places the organism in Eukaryota, Metazoa, Chordata, Mammalia, Scandentia, Tupaiidae. Gene Ontology annotation, molecular function: SNARE binding. Gene Ontology annotation, cellular component: exocyst. Gene Ontology annotation, biological process: exocyst localization; exocytosis.
CCAAGUUCCAGGGUCAAGUCCCCGAGAAACCCCAGGCCCAGUCUUCAGCCUGGACUCUCAGAUCCUAAGAGCCUUGGACCAGCUGAACCUUCAGACCGGGCACCUCCAUACGUGGACAUCACUGGGCCCUCACACUGGGGAGAUGCAGGUCGCAGUCUCAGCGCCUCAGCAAUGGGUCCUGCCAGUUCUAAGCCCUUAGUUCGAGGUCCUUCCAGUCCUAGAACCUCGGCACUAGUUGGGCCAGAGAAUCUUUGCUGACCCACACCUACUCUGGGGAUCUCACUUACGCCCAUUCUUCUAGUUCUAGAACGUGAACGCGUUAUCUUUCCAGCCCUAAAAUGUUAGCACCACGAAUCCUCUUAGACCUAGAGCCUUUACCUCCACGGCAGGUACACUCCCAGAGCCUUAGCUACCGAGGGCCUUCCAGUCCUAAAAAGCUUAGUGCGGGGCCACCAGGUGGCAUAGGAUUCGUUGCUGGACUUCCACAUGACUGGCCACGGUUCCAGUCCCGGACCUGGCGGGUUGAAAAACAUACUGGGUUCCUACCAUGCCUGCCCCAAGUGCCCAGAGGAGAAUGGACUAGAAGGGAUUGAGGCAAGGCCACCUGCCCUAGGGGGUCAUUUCCCACUUUCCCUCUCACUGUCUCUCUCUUUCCUGAGUGCAUGCACCCUACGGCGAAAACCUUAAAAAAAAACAAAUCUCAGUGCCACCCACCCUUCCAGACCCAGAACCUAUUUGCACACUGACUCCCAGUCCAAAACCUGAGCACGACUCACCAUCUUCUUAACUCAGCACCAUGGGCCCAAAUAGUCCAGGAACCUAAGUUAGAGACUUUGACACGCUUCUAGAAUCUAGGCUGCUUGCCCUCCUGGAAGCCCAGCCCUACUGACCAUUCCCAUCCGGUGAGCAUUAGCACUGUUGACCCUUAGAUUCUAGAAUUUUAUUUAUUAGUUGUGAUUUUCAACUGGGCCUGGGACUCAAACAGCAGUCAGCCCUGUGGAAAUCCAGCCCCUUCACCACCACGCCAUCUGCUGGCCUGAAUUCUAAAAUCUUUACUGGGCUCUCUCUGUUCAUCCUAAGGCAUUGUUAGCACUGCUGACUUUUUCAAACUUAGAACUGCAGAAUGUAUUAUUUUUUCAACCCUAAACGUAGUGCCAAAGAGCCUUUGGGUUCCGAACCCUAGUCUGGCCGCCCUUUGCAGCCUAGAACAUUGGCACUGUGACCCCGCCGGCUUUAGGACUUCCGUGCUGUUGACCCCUUGAAUUCUGCAGCCUUAGCGUGCAGAGCCUGAGCACCGAUGAUCCUCCGGGCCCUAAGAUCUCAGCACUAGUGAGCUUCUGAAUCCUGAAACAUUCUUGUGGCCAGGGGCUGGAAUGUGGUGAUUAGCCACAACUGGGUCACCUCUCCACUCCGGGGAAGAGGGAGUUGGUCACAGUCAAGCCACAUGUCAGAGAGUGGAGGGGGGUGGGUGGCUGCUUGGACAAAGCCAGAAUGCUGCCCCCAGAGGAAUAGGGGGUAACAGUUACCAACUUCUCCUGCAUAGACCUCAUUUGGGGUGCAUAAUAAUGACAUGUGCAUGCCACCCGGGAGAGAUAGAGGUAGGAUAGGGAGUGGCAGGACAUGGGUUAGGUCCGAUGUGUAGGGAGAUGGUGUUUCUGAUCCGAGGGUGCCAUAGAUAAAGGUCAGGGCAUGCGCGGGGUCGCUGGGAGGCGUGGGGUGGGCAGUGAUGGUAUCCCACCGCCCAGAAGGUGAGGGCUGGACUGAGCUAGGUGAGGUGGCAGCUGAGGAGCAGAGGUGGGAGGGAGCUUCUGUUUGGAGAGGCUGAGCAUGGGCGAGGUUGCAUGUCAGAUCAUCAAGCCUGAACUUGACCCCUGCAAGUCUUGCCCGGACACCAUCCAUCAGGGCGCUGACUCAGAGCGGGAGCCAGGGGAGCAGCCAUUCCACAGGCUUCCUCUGAGGGAUGAGCAAAGCUGGCCCAGAGGGAGGAAGGGAGUGGCCCUGGGGCUGUGAGGGUCUGGGGAUGGGUCCGCCUGUCCAGCCCCACCUCUCACCAACCUCCCUGUCUCUUAUCCCCCACCCCCAGGGAGGUCCUAGGUCUGGUGGACAUGGUUGCCCUGGAGAACGGGGAGCUGGGGCCCCUUCUUUCCCCUGGCACCCUGCGGGGGUUGGAGGAUGAAUGUGUCACAGACGUGAAGGCUCAGACGCGGGCAGCCCUUCUUCGGGUCCUGCAGGAGGACGAGGAGCACUGGGGAGGCGUGGAGGAUCAGCCCAGCAGCCUGGCGCAGGACGUGUGCGAGCUGCUGGAAGAGCACACAGAGAGGGCGCCCCGCAUCAGCCAGGAGUUCGGGGAGCGGAUGGCCCACUGCUGCCUGGGCGGGCUGGCCGAGUUCCUGCAGAGCUUCCAGCAGCGCGUUGAGCGAUUCCACGAGAACCCAGGAGUCCGGGAGCUGCCCCCUGACACCUACAUCAGCAGGACCAUCGCCCUAGUCAACUGUGGGCCCCCCCUGAGGGCUCUGGCUGAGCGCCUGGCCAGGGUGGGGCCCCCUGAAAGCGAGCCUGCCCGGGAGGCUUCGGCCUGCGCUCUGGACCGCGUGACCCAGCUCUGCCACCGCGUCUUGGCUGACCUGCUGUUCCAGGAGCUGCAGCCGCACUUCGGCAAGCUGAUGCGCAGGAAGUGGCUGAGCAGCUCGGAGGCCCUGGACGGCAUCGUGGGCACGCUGGGCGCCCAGGCCCUGGCGCUGCGCAGGAUGCAGGACGAACCUUACCAGGCGCUGGUGGCGGAGCUGCACCGACGGGCGCUGGUCGAGUACGUGCGGACAAGUUCCAGAUCACCUCUGGCCACAGCCUGCCCUCUGCCUCAUUUUACAGAGGGAAACGCUGAGGCGGGGCGGGGCAAGAGCGGGCGGGGUGGGGUGCGGUUUGGGGAGGCAGCAGUCGGGGCACAGUGUGAGCCCGGGCUUCCCCUGCAGGAGUCCCAGGCCUCGUGGCUAGACGCCGUGGUGCCCCAUUUGGCCGAAGUCCUGCAGCUGGAAGACACGCCCAGCAUCCAGGUGGAGGUGGGCGUGCUGGUGCGCGACUACCCAGACAUCAGGCGGAAGCAUGUGGCCGCCCUCCUGGACAUCCGGGGCCUGCGCAACACAGCCGCCCGCCAGGGGCUCCUGGCCGUGGCCCGGGACCUGGAACUCUCUGAAGGGGGCGCCCUUUCACCCCCACGGGACCGAGCCUUCUUCACAGACAUCGCCGUGCCCCGCUCCUCGUUCUGCCUGGGCCUCCCUCUCUUCCUGGGCCGCCUGCCCCUCUCGCGGCUGCUCCGGUCUCUGCCCCGGCCUCAGCCUCCCUCUCCAGCUCGGCCCCGGGCCCAGCGCUGAGGCUCCCCCAGCCCUUGUCUCAGUGCACCCCAUCUUUGCUGCUGACAGACCUUCUCCUGAACCUGAACGGUCCCCCUCCUGCCUCCCUGCUGGGACCCCUGGGACUGCCAGGGCCUCAGAGAUCUCCCCCAACCCCGAUCUCCCAGGACGGAGGGGAGCAGAGGCCAGGGCCACCGAGACCUGCCAAGGCCACCCGCCUGUUCCCGGCCA